AUGGCCGUCAUCGCGGCACGUCUGCCGCUCCGGCCGGCAUGCGCCAGCGCCAGCUCCAGGCUUGCGUGUGAGGCACGCUGCCAGCCGGGCGUCGCCGCCCGCCCGCGCAGGAGCUCGGUCUGGGCCGCAGCAGCGCACCCCUCGGGCAGCUGGCUGCACGCCGGGCACGGCCUCGCCCCGAGGCAGCAGUCUGUGUCCAUGUGCCGGGCAGCGCUGCACACGAGCAGCACACGGCCGCCUGCAGCUCCGGCGCAGGCCGAGGCCGAGGCCGCGCCGUUCGAUGCGCUGCCAGCCGUGUCCUUCAGUAUCAUCGCGCACAUCGACCACGGCAAGAGCACGCUGGCAGAUCGCCUGCUCGAGAUGACGGGCUGCAUCCCGGCAGGCGUGGGCAACCGGCAGGUGCUUGACAGCCUGAAGGUCGAGCGCGAGCGCGGCAUCACCGUCAAGAGCCAGGCGGUGAGCAUGCGGUGGCAGGGCACACUGCUCAACCUGAUAGACACGCCGGGGCACGUCGACUUUGCCUACGAAGUAAGCCGCAGUCUUUCUGCGUGUCAGGUGGCCCUGCUAGUGGUGGACGCCGCGCAGGGCGUCCAGUCGCAGACGCUGUCGGUGCUGCGCAUCGCUCGGGCGCGCAAUCUACGCAUCAUUCCCGUGCUUAACAAGAUCGACCUGCCAGCGGCGCAGCCCGACGUGGUGCUCGCGCAGCUGGAGGACGUGGGGCUCGACGUUGGCUCUGGCGGCCGCGAGGAGGCCAUCAGCGUGAGUGCCAAGACAGGACAGGGCGUGGAGGAGGUCCUGGCUCGCCUUGUCAGAGGUGCACGCACGCACAAGGAGGCGCGCAGACAGGACAUGCGCGCCCUAGUCUUUGACUCGUGGUACGACCCGUACAAGGGCGUGGUGGCGCUGGCCUCGGUGUACGAAGGCACACUGCGCAAAGGGGAUAGGAUUGCGUCGGCCGCGUCGGGCAAGACCUACGAGGUGCUCGGUAUCGGAGUCAACAGCCCGGAGCCCGUAUCAACCGGCGUGCUGCGCGCUGGCCAGGUCGGCUGGCUGAUGAUGAACAUGAAGGACAUGUCAGAAGCAGCAAUCGGCGAUACGCUACAUCACGCGCACACCAAGGUCGAGCCGCUUGAGGGCUUCAAGCCGAGCGUGCCGAUGGUCUACGCAGCUGUAUAUCCGCUCCAGGCGCAGGACUUCCCGAAGCUCGAGGAUGCCAUCACACGGCUAGCGCUCAACGACCGCAGUGUGACCGUUGCGCGGGAGAGCAGCGCGGCGUUGGGCCAGGGCUGCCGGCUGGGCUUUCUCGGCACGCUGCAUCUCGAUGUGUUCCGGCAGCGGCUCGAGGACGAGUAUGGCCAGAGCAUCCUUGUCACAGCCCCAACCGUGCCCUUCCGCGUCACGGCGCAGGACGGCACCGAGCGCACGAUCGCCAGUCCAGCCGAAUUUCCGGCCGAGCUGCGAGCAGGGCAUGCCGAGCUGGCAGAGCCGGUUGUGCGCGGCACGCUCAUGUGUCCAGAGGAGUACGUUGGCUCGAUGAUGGAGCUGUGCGCAGAGCACCGUGGUGAGGACCUCAGCAUCGAGUUUGACGAGGGCAAGUCGGGCAAGCGGCAGGUACGUAUGGUGUAUCGCCUGCCGCUUGCCGAGGUCGUGACGGACUUCUUUGGCAAGCUCAAGUCACGCUCCAGCGGCUUCGCGGCAUUUGAGUACGAGGACGACGGCUACACGGCAUCCGACCUCGUCAAGCUCUCAUUUCUCAUCUCGGGCACACCUGUUGACGCUCUCGCGGUCGUGCUGCACCGCAGCAAGGCUGUCGCAACCGGGCGUGCCAUGGCGCGCAAGCUCAGAGACGUCGUGCCUCGGCAGCAGUUCGAGGUGGCCAUCCAGGCUGUCAUCGGCAACAAGGUCAUUGCAAGAGAGUCGCUCAAGGCGUUCAGAAAGGACGUCACCGCUGGCCUUUACGGCGGCGACUACACACGCAAGGCCAAGCAACUCGGCAAGCAGAAAGAAGGCAAGAAGCGGCUGCGCGCAGUGUCGUUCGGGCGCGUGCAGAUACCGCAGGAGGCCUUCCUCAGUGUGCUCAACAGCCGGCCAAACGAAGGGAAAUGA
Tilletiopsis washingtonensis is the source of this 2106-nucleotide messenger RNA. Its product is annotated as putative GUF1-GTP-binding protein. Gene Ontology annotation, biological process: positive regulation of translation. The record is from RefSeq and is a predicted model, not a curated record. Gene Ontology annotation, cellular component: mitochondrion. Lineage: Eukaryota; Fungi; Basidiomycota; Exobasidiomycetes; Entylomatales. The transcript is spliced from 11 exons. The coding region runs from base 1 to 2106 and encodes 701 amino acids. Gene Ontology annotation, molecular function: GTPase activity; GTP binding; mitochondrial ribosome binding.